CUGUGAUGUCAUAGAACAGAAUUAUGUCAUAGAACAGAAUGUAAACUUUCUGAGGCUGCUACACGUUUUGAUGACCAGUGUUUUUAGUAACUUCAGAGAGUGAAGACGCAUCAAGACACAAGUUUUUGUCAACCUUGAACCUUUCAACUUUGAAUUUGAAGAUUCAACAGACCCAUAUCCGUCUGAAUUUGAACAUUUAUUAAUAACAGUUUUUUGAGGAGAAACUCCCAAGAAAUCUGUGUGAAAUCAACUGCCGCACUUGCUUUGAGCUCCCGGCAGCAGGUGUCACAUCUUCAAAGAUGUCCUCCACUCUACCUGCCCAGGAUGACCAGUUAUUCACCGGAGGGUGGCUCUCCUCCGGAUCCUCCAACUACCUGGUGCAGUCUUUCUUGGGGCAGGGCGCCUUCGGCAAAGUUGUAAAAUGCACAAGGAUGGAUGACAUGAAGACAGUAGCAAUCAAAAUGAUGAAGAAUGAGGGCUCUUAUGUCAUGCAGGCAAAAGAGGAGGUGGCUGCCCUGUUGAAACUGAAAUCGCUGGACUCAGACAAAUGCAACUUAGUUCGAUGGUACCAAGUUUUCUCUGACAAAGGACACAAUUGUCUAGAGUUUGAGCACCUGGACAAAAGUCUUUAUGACUUCAUGAAGGAAAGAUAUUUCCGACCUCUCCUUCUGAAGGAGAUUAGACCUAUUGUCCAGCAGCUCGCCACCGCACUCGAUCACUUGAAGGCUGUUGGGAUAAUACAUGCAGACCUCAAGAUGGAAAAUGUGAUGUUGGUGGACCAUGUAAGGGAGCCUUACAGAGUCAAAGUGAUUGACUUUGGCCUGGCCUGUAACGUGUCAGCUGCCAGGCUGGGCUCGUACAUUCAGACCCGUCCAUACAGGUCUCCAGAGAUUAUUUUGGGGCUUCCAUUCACAGAGGCCAUAGAUAUGUGGUCUCUGGGUUGCAUGGCUGCUACUCUGUACCUUGGCACUCUACUCUACCCCGGCAGGAGUGAAUAUGAUAUGAUGAGGUACAUAGUGGAGACUCAGGGACAACCACCAGACAACCUGCUCAGCUUAGGACACAUGACUGGUUGUUUUUUCCAGAGAGACUACAACUCCACCACAAGUCUCUGGAAACUCAAGACACCAGAGCAGUUCCACCAAGAGACAGGGAUUCAGCCAGUGGAGACCAGGAGAUUGAAGUUCAGCUCUCUGGAUGGCCUCAUGCAUGUAUGGCAUACCUGGGUCAGUAAUCCUGAGAAUGCUGCAGAUAAAGUCGGAGAAAUGGUUGAUCUGCUGAUGUUUGUGGACAUGUUAAAGGGAAUGCUUCAGCUCGAUGCCACAAAGCGGAUUACACCCAGUCAGGUGCUGGAGCAUCAGUUCACCAGCAUGUGCCACAUGAUUAGCAUGUAUCCCCUCAGCUCCCAUGUUAGGUCCUGCUUUGAGAUAAUGGACAUCUGUCAGAGCCAGACCCUGACUUCUGACAGUGGGAAAACUGUGUGUGGGUCUUCGCAGCAGCCCUCUUCCAGUACCACCCAGCCCAUCCAGCAGAACCUUCCAUGUCCUCCUCCUGCUGAGAGGAGCGGCCUGAGCCAGCCCCACUGCAACAACUCUCAUCCCUGCACUAGUACCCAGACCACGAGUUCCGUCAUGUCAGGGAUGAAAAGAAAGGUUGAUGAUGAAGAUGGGCAUAUGAGCGAAACCUCUCAUCCGUCCAAAAGGAUCAAGUCUAGAUGGCACAGAAAAUGCUAUAAAUGUCCAUCCAGCUCCAGCAGCAGCUGGGAUUCUACCAAUUACAUCCAGGCUAGCAGUGCUUUGAGGAGCCACGUGGUCCAGACCUUUCACCACAGCAUCAACGCAUAUUCCUCCAAAAGCAGCCCGACCAAAAGUUGCAUCGGGCCAGGAAUUAAAAGACAGGUGCCUGAUGUUGAUGAUGUGGGGCAUCAACAAUCAAACUCUGACCACCAUGAAAGGUCAGCUGAUCACAGAAAGAGGUAUCAGAGAAGCUAUUCAGGUCCAUCCACCUCAAGCAGCAGCAACCUGACCCAGAGUUGCCUCUCACCAAGGGUUAAGAGGAAGCUGGCUUAUGCUGAUGACUCUGACUACUACGAGAGGUCAGAUCAUAAGAGAAAGAGGGUCAGAAAAAGCUAUGCAGGUAGAUAUACCUGCAGCAGCUACGAUCGGAGGAGUGGCCCGGCUGAGCACCACCGCCACAGCGAACAUUCAAGCAACACCCAGACCGAGAGUCGAACCCGGUCAGGACUGAAAAGAAAGGCAGCAGAUGAUGACAAUGUGCCACGUAGAAAAAGAACCUCUGAUCUCAGAACCUUACAUCAAUGAGAGGAGGACAACCAAGCAAUGCCAUUACCAGGGAAUAUGUGACCAUGAAUGUAAUUCCAGUUUGACUGUGGCCUGGUCACACUUGUAGGCUUUUGCUGCUUCUCACACCUGCAAAGUCCGGUUUUUAGUUUUUACUUCCUUUGUC
Molecule: messenger RNA, 2466 nt
Organism: Siniperca chuatsi (mandarin fish)
Lineage: Eukaryota; Metazoa; Chordata; Actinopteri; Centrarchiformes; Sinipercidae
Product: homeodomain-interacting protein kinase 1-like
Exons: 11
Coding region: 300-2321 (673 amino acids)
Biological process (GO): peptidyl-serine phosphorylation; peptidyl-threonine phosphorylation
Cellular component (GO): cytoplasm; nucleus
Molecular function (GO): ATP binding; protein serine/threonine kinase activity; protein tyrosine kinase activity
Source: RefSeq, a predicted model, not a curated record